This is a messenger RNA of Pieris napi, 2682 nucleotides long. Its product is annotated as protein ANTAGONIST OF LIKE HETEROCHROMATIN PROTEIN 1-like. Lineage: Eukaryota; Metazoa; Arthropoda; Insecta; Lepidoptera; Pieridae. The record is from RefSeq and is a predicted model, not a curated record. The transcript is spliced from 2 exons. Bases 1720 to 2682 code for a protein of 320 amino acids.
AUAAUUCGUUAUACCAAUUUGAAAUCAAUAUUCAUAGUUAAGACAGGACAACGUCUGUCGGGUCCACUAGUAUUUUUAUAAAGUUGUAUGUAUGGUAUACUAUACAAAAUGAACAUAAGGGUUAAGGUAAAUUUAAUUUAUUAUCUAUUGUUAUUUAUUUAUUUUAUUUUAAGAUGUAGGAGAUGUAGGUGUUCGUGUGUAUUUAGGGAACACAAUUAAACUGUCCUGACACUUCUACCACUGUUUAUUCUUCAAACUAAACUAAUAUAAUUUACAUCAAGCGUAAGCAAAAAUAAAUAUAACAGAAAAGAUAAUUAACAAAAGCGUAAGCGGAAAGAUUAGCAAAGUAAAGCAAUCGUGUGUCUGCCGUGAGCGUGCGAGACGGACUGAGGACAGCGGGCGCGCGCGUCACUGCGCCGGCGAUCAUUCGAGGCUUCCUUUGUUCUCGCAAGUAGCGGGACUUCGUGCGCGCUCACUCGGUGCGACACGACACGAGGACGAUCCGAUAAUGCUCGGGGACUCGACGAUACUGCUAUAUAAAAAUGAUAUGUUUGCUGUAUGUAUGUUAUGUUAUGUGUUAUUGUGCAUGUUUAUAUUUGUGUAAUUAGUAUGUAAAGUAUUUAUAUAUUAUAUUAUUGUAUUUAUAUAGUAGUUAGUUUAAUUAAUGUAUUAUUAUUAUAAAUGUAUUGUGGCUACGCCACAAAGACUUGUAUUAACUGAACUAAAAGAAGCAGAUUAUGUAUGAAUUAAACUGUUAUUUUUAAUGUAUUUUAAAACAUAAAAUUUAGACAUUGCUCUUAAACCAUUUAUUCAUUCGUGAUCUUCAAUAUAACAAACAAGCACAUUUUCUUCCUCGGUUGUAUCUGAAAUUUCUGAAACCUGUGGAUUGAGUAUUGACUCGGAUGCGGGUGGGCUAUUGCAUGUCAGGCUGGUAGGUAUGUUUGUAAAGUAGUAGGUCCUGCUGGAUGAUGAUUUUGAUGAACUGGUGCAUGGCUGGAUCCAGUCAUGUUCUGGUAUUGACGUCCCAAUUUUCAAGUACUUAGUUAUGUUUUUUCUCAGAUAUUUUAGAAUAUUGUUAUCUUCCCAUGUUGAUGGUACUGCUAACAAUCUACGUUUGUUGUAUUCCCAAGUCUGGACUAUUUUAUAAGACAUUCUGAAAUUAAUAAAAAAAUAUCUUGUAUUACAUGAAUAUACAGGUGUAGUGUGUGUGUGCUAGUUACAAUAAAUAAACCCGAAAGGAUAUGUUAUUUUUACAAAGUCACUCGCAUUUAUAGUUUUUAAUUUAACAAUCACUUUUCUAUCUAUAUCUAUAAUCAAUAAAUUACUGUAUUAUUAAAUUGAAUUAGAAACAAAUAUGGUAACAUUAAGUUGGUAACCAGUCAUUCCUCAUCUUCAAUGUGGUUUGAAUCCCCUUUAUUAUAUAAUAUAUACUAUAUUGCUUCUAUGUCUUCGUGUGCGUCCACACUGAAUGCGCGGUGACUUGAGCCUGAGGCGGGCGCGGCGAGCGGGGGCGUGCGGUGGCCACAGUAACGCGCGAGCUCUUGUAGCGGUUUGACGUAUAUCAGGUGUCGCAAACUAUGGACGAGGAUUUGCUUGUUUUACUAGACAGUCCAAUCCUGAUAUGGGAGGUGAAAUAAAAACAGAGGAAUAACUGGUGAAUUUUUUAACUUAUAUCAAGAACUGAGAUUAUACCCUACAAAAUUCUUUGAGUACACUCGAAUGCCCUUGUCAACAUUUGACUACAUACUAAGUAAAAUAUCACCUAAAAUCACCAAAGAAGAUACUAACUUUCGCAAAAGUAUUAGACCUGAGGAGAAAUUGUUCAUAACUCUGAGGUUUUUGUCAACAGGAACUGGAUUUAGAGCAUUAGAUUAUAGUUUUCGUAUGGGGAAAAGUACCAUUGCGUCUAUAGUGCACGAAACAUGCCGUGUUUUAUGGACUGAGUUAGUUCCUAUUCAUAUGCCGAUACCAACAGAACAACGCCUGAAAGCUAUUGCAGAAUACUUUGAAGCUACCUGGAAUUUCCCACACUGCAUCGGAGCAAUUGAUGGGAAACAUUGUGAAAUAAAAAAACCACCUAAAUCUGGAUCAGCACAUUGGUGCUAUAAAAAAAGAAAUAGCAUUGUCAUGCAAGCUGUGGCUGACGCAAAAAGGAAAUUUGUGGCAGUCGAAGUAGGCGGUCGAGGAAAGCAAAGUGAUGGUGGUACUUUUAUUGCAUCAACGCUGUAUAAGCUUAUAGGAAAAGAUAAAUAUAAAAUUCCUAUGCCAAAGAGACUUCCAAAUUCUGACGUCAUUGCACCCUACGUCCUAGUGGGUGAUGAAGCUUAUCCGUUAAAACAUUAUUUAAUGCGUCCUUAUCCCGAGCGAGUACUUAAUAAUGAAAGAAAAUGUUUUAAUAUCAGAUCGUCUACCGCUAGACAAACAAUCGAAUGCGCAUUUGGCAUUUUAACUUGUAAAUGGAGAAUACUACUUAAACCUAUCGAAACAAACAGAAAAAAUGCCUUGUCUAUAAUAAAAGCUGCGUGUAUACUGCACAAUGUAAUAAUGGAUUUAAACGGCGAUCUCGAUCUGGAUGUCCAACGUGUGUUAGCUAAUUCGCCAUUAUAUGAAAAUCAUCAAAGAAACCGCGGAGUCAAUAAUAGCUCCAGAGGUUUCAAAAAUUCAUAUCUUUUUUUGUUAUAG